AUGGCUAGUAUCGAUCGCUACCGGCCGACUAGGGAGGCCUACCAGCCUCCUACUCUGCCACCGGGCGGGCCGCCACGACCAGAUCGGCUUUCACGAUCCCCUGCGCGUCGUCUUGACGUUCCGCCAGCUGUUCCAUCACCGCCGACGCACUCAUCCCGGACGUCGCCACCGCGACCUGCUUCCCAACGCGACACGCGCUCGCCCCAGCGCUCGAGGGCGCAAACACCAGCUCCCCCGCCUAAUCAGUGGUACUUUACCCCCGACGAGACGUUGAGCACACCGAGUAUCCUUGACGGCAUCUCUCCAGCGGAAGAACGACUGCGGCGAGCAAAGGGUGUCAAUUUUAUAUACCAAGCAGGUGUCUUACUCGAUCUGCCCCAGAUAACCCUUUGGGUCGCAGGCGUCUUCUUCCACCGAUUCUAUAUGCGAUACAGCAUGGUCGAAGAGAAGGGCGGCAUUCACCAUUAUGUGAGACUAAGAUCCUUUCUUUUCCCGUCUCUCGCGAUGAUGUUGGCCGUCUCUGAUUGGUAUCAGGCGCGUCCCACGCUUCCUAGGUCGAAGCGAGGCGCCGAGAAAGCUCAAGCUGAACCUUUGCUGACGGAGUCGACUGAACAGAAUAUUGCGGCUACAGCGCUCUUUCUUGCGAAUAAGACUGAGGAGAACUGCCGGAAGACGAAAGAAAUCAUCAUCACCGUUGCAAAAGUCGCCCAGAAAAACCCCAAGCUCAUGAUUGACGAGAUGAGCAAGGAGUACUGGCGUUGGAGGGAUAGCAUCCUCAUGUACGAGGAACUCAUGCUGGAGUACUUGACAUUCGAUCUCGUGGUUGAGAACCCGUACCAACGCCUUUUCGAACUUCUCGGUCAGCUUGACAUCGUCCAUAACAAGCAUCUCCGGCAGUCGGCCUGGGCAUUCUGCAGCGACGCUUGUCUCACAUCAAUCCCCCUGCUACUCGAGGCUCGCGAUGUUGCCAUCACCGCCAUCUUUUUCGCCAGCGUGCACACCGACCAGAAAAUCGAAGACGUCAAUGGCGAGCCGUGGUGGAAGGCAUUGAAAGGAAACGAAGAGAAGUGCACAAAAUCCAUCGAUCUCAUGCGACAGUUCUACACCGAGAACCCGCUCCGCAAACAGAACCCGUCCUUGCCAUCGCCGGCUUUCGACUUGGCCAAUACGAGACAGCACCGGGAUCCGACGAGCCAAGACGCUCUAUCGUCUACGGCAGGCACGCCGUUCGAGUUAGACAGGGGAACUCAGAGCCCAAGAGCUAAGGCUAACGGCCGUGACGACAUCACUAAUACCGAAUCGGGGUCCCAGGCCACACUCAAGGAGCCGGAAAGGCCGAAUGGUAACGGUGUUGCUUCUCCCGGAAAGCGGAAGGAAGUUGAUUCGGACUCUGAGGGUAGGGAGCAGAAACGUGCAAGACUCUCGGACGAGGACGAGGGAGAGGUCUUGGACUAG
Messenger RNA from Colletotrichum higginsianum IMI 349063, 1455 nucleotides. Its product is annotated as Cyclin-K. Gene Ontology annotation, cellular component: nucleus; cyclin/CDK positive transcription elongation factor complex. Lineage: Eukaryota; Fungi; Ascomycota; Sordariomycetes; Glomerellales; Glomerellaceae. Gene Ontology annotation, molecular function: cyclin-dependent protein serine/threonine kinase activator activity. The record is from RefSeq and is a predicted model, not a curated record. The transcript has a single exon. Bases 1 to 1455 code for a protein of 484 amino acids. Gene Ontology annotation, biological process: positive regulation of DNA-templated transcription, elongation; regulation of transcription by RNA polymerase II.